GGCUCUGGAACUGCUGCGGUCGCUGCCUAGGGUCAGUCUGGCUAACCUAAGGCCCAGCCCAGGCUCCAAAAAGCCGUGAAGGAAGUUUGAGGGAAAUACCAGUGAACAGGGGGAAGAGGUUCAAGGGCUAAAGUUACGGGAAUAGAGAACUAUCAGGGAGCACCGAGCAGCACUUCCCUGGCAGUGCUCAAGGCUUCCUAGAGAUGCCUACAGAAUUGGAAAGAAGACGUGGCCGUGGAAGAUACGGAGGUAGGAAGUGUGGUCGAGGUCACAAAGGAGAAAGACAAAGAGGAAAUCGCCCCCGGUUAGGCUUUGAGGGUGGUCAAACUCCAUUUUACUUGGUCAUACCAAAAUAUGGAUUUAAUGAGGGACAUAGCCGCAGGCGUCAGUAUCAACCUCUCAGUCUUCAGAGGCUGCAGUACCUGAUUGAUCUGGGUAGAGUUGACCCCACUCAACCGAUCGAUUUGACACAGCUCACUAAUGCCAGAGGUGUCACAGUGCAGCCCCUCAAAAGAGAUUACGGUGUGCAACUGGUGGAGCAGGGAGCUGAUAUUUUUUCAGCAAAAGUAAAUAUUGAAGUGCAGAGGGCAUCUGAGUUAGCAAUUGCAGCCAUAGAAAAGAAUGGAGGUGUUGUAACAACCUCAUUCUAUGAUCCAAGGAGCCUGGAAAUUUUAUGUAAGCCAGUAGUAUUUUUCCUGCGUGGCCGGCCUAUUCCAAAGCGAAUGCUUCCACCUGAAGAUCUAGUCCUUUACUACACCGAUGCCAAGAAUCGUGGGUACCUGGCAGAUCCAGCUAAGGUUGAGGAAGCCAGGCUUGAACUUGCCAAAAAAUAUGGCUAUGUCUUACCAGACAUAACUAAGGAUGAACUCUUCAAAAUGUUAAGCUCACGCAAGGAUCCUAGACAGAUAUUUUUUGGUCUUGCUCCAGGAUGGAUUGUAAACAUGGCAGACAAGAAAGUUCUAAAACCAACUGAUGAGAAGCUGCUAAAAUACUAUAGCUCAUGAAUUCAGGACUGUAGACAACUGCAGGUGUACAGGAAACAUCUGGGUAUGAAAUAAUGGAUAAGAAAUUGUGUUUGUUUUUAAGACUGCUGUUAUACUAGAGACAAAAUAUAAAUUUUUGUUUAUGUAGUCAUCUGAUGUAGCUCUCAACAUUUUUAUUGUCGUAAUAUAGUAUGAAAAGUCUUAAGGUAUGGAAAUAGUGUAGAGCCCGACAAAGUGCAUGUAACAGCACUUUCUCUUGUGAUGAUUUGACAGUUCCUUUUUUCAGACAAAAUAUUUCAAUGUUGCUUUUUUUUUUUUUUCAGGGGAAGAUUCUAAAGAGCAACUUGACCUAAUAAUUCGUUUAUAUCCCACCCCCUCAUUUAAAAAGAGAAAUAUGGCUGUACAAAAUCAAUAUU
Messenger RNA from Colius striatus (speckled mousebird), 1399 nucleotides. It is a transcript of the gene MRPL15, whose product is annotated as mitochondrial ribosomal protein L15. Lineage: Eukaryota; Metazoa; Chordata; Aves; Coliiformes; Coliidae. The record is from RefSeq and is a predicted model, not a curated record. The coding region runs from base 204 to 1004 and encodes 266 amino acids. Gene Ontology annotation, biological process: translation. Gene Ontology annotation, molecular function: structural constituent of ribosome. Gene Ontology annotation, cellular component: mitochondrial large ribosomal subunit. The transcript has 6 exons.